AUGUUCAACUCGGUGAAAAUACUACAGAUCACUCGAGUCAAUCCAUCCUCUAACUCAGCAAAAUCAGCCAAAGAAUUCUCACUCCCACUCACAUUCUUUGACAUAUACUGGCUCAAGUUUCCUCCUGUUGACUGUGUCUACUUUUAUCAACUCAGUAAGUCAACCUCUAGCCCUUCCUAUUUCUACUCAAAAAUACUUCCUAGACUCAAACAUUCCCUUUCUCUUGCACUUGUUCACUAUAUCCCUCUAGCAGGCAACCUCAUUUGGCCAUCAGAUUCUCCCAAACCCAUCAUUUUAUAUACCCCAAAUGAUGGAAUUUCACUUACAAUUACCGAGUCCAAUGUCGAUAACUUUGAAAUUGUGUCUAGCAAUCGGAUGCAUAAAGCAAAGGAGUUGCAUCCUUUGUCGUCUCAUGAUCUGUUGAUGUCUGAUGACAAAGCAGCACUAAUUUCUUUGCAAAUCACACUCCGUGAAGAUAUCAAAAAACUCAAGGAAAUGGCUUUAUCUAAAUUGGGUACUAAUCGGAAACUGCUUCAUCUCUCGAGUUUUGUCCUUACACUUGCAUAUACAGCAACCUGCUUAGUUAAAACAAAAGGAGGAGAAGGUGACAGACUUGUUUCAAUUGAUUUUGGAGUUGAUUGUCGGAAUCGUCUAGAUCCUCCUAUACCAAUAACUUAUUUUGGUGAUUGCGUGAUGUGUGUAAGAAGUUCUGCAAAAAAAGCAAGAAAUUUCACGGAUGAUAAUGGCUUUGCUUUUGCUAUACAACUGGUAAGUAAAUUGGUUGAAGGAUUGAAGAAGGGGGUUCUUGAUGAGGCAGAGAAAAAGGUAUCAAAUUUGUUCACAUCCAAGUUACAAGGAUUGCAGGUUAUUCUUGUUGCCGGAGCACCCCAAUUAAACGUUUAUGGGUUAGAUUUUGGGUUGGGCAUGUUGAAGAGAGUGGAGAUUGUAUCCACAGAUAGAGAUGGAGCCAUUUUUAUGACUGAAAGUAGGGAUGGGAGAGGGGGAAUUGAGGUUGGUUUUGCAUUGAAGAAGCAUGAAAUGGAGAAUUUCACCGCCUUGUUUUGCGGUGGAUCAAGAAACAUUACUUUAAGGUCUAAAUUCUAG
Messenger RNA from Durio zibethinus, 1104 nucleotides. The record is from RefSeq and is a predicted model, not a curated record. NCBI's taxonomy places the organism in Eukaryota, Viridiplantae, Streptophyta, Magnoliopsida, Malvales, Malvaceae.